Messenger RNA from Puccinia graminis f. sp. tritici CRL 75-36-700-3, 399 nucleotides. RefSeq lists its product as uncharacterized. Lineage: Eukaryota; Fungi; Basidiomycota; Pucciniomycetes; Pucciniales; Pucciniaceae. Bases 1 to 399 code for a protein of 132 amino acids. The record is from RefSeq and is a predicted model, not a curated record. The transcript is spliced from 2 exons.
AUGCCUUGGAUCAAGGCGGACGGGGUGGCUCAAAGCUUGGCCGCCAGUCCGCGUGAACUCUCUGGAGCGUGUUGGCAAGCAUCUCCGGCAUUGCCAAGGAUGAGGAUUUCUGGACCAGCCGAUCAAUAUUGGAGUGGACCCGCUGGACCUAAAUUCGCCCUCGAGUUGGGCAGACUUAGUCCGGCAGCGGCCGUUCCAACAAUGAAGCCGACGGCUCACAGCGCCUCUUCGAUCACCUGGCUCAAAGGCCGCACUCGCUCCAUUUGCGACAUGGCCCAGGAGAAGAAAAAGCUCCUCAGACGCACCAAGGACAAGGCCCGGGCGGCCUCCCAGAAACUUGGCACCGCUGAUAGACUCGCUCUCCGUGAAUCAGGCAUUGGGAUUGACGGCAGUUUCUGA